Gavia stellata (red-throated loon) is the source of this 2265-nucleotide messenger RNA. RefSeq names its product AGBL carboxypeptidase 3 (gene AGBL3). Lineage: Eukaryota; Metazoa; Chordata; Aves; Gaviiformes; Gaviidae. The record is from RefSeq and is a predicted model, not a curated record. Gene Ontology annotation, molecular function: metallocarboxypeptidase activity; zinc ion binding. Gene Ontology annotation, biological process: proteolysis.
AUGCCCUUGAUCACCAGUUAUGGAUUUGGCAUUAUAGUAGCCAGGGCAAAACAAAUCUUGUUUUCACCUGACUCAGAGGGAGUGGUACCCCAUCCUCAGGAGCCUCAGAAUCUGGAUGACUCGUCACCUGCUGGUCGGUUUUUCCUGAUGUAUUGGCCACACCAAUGUGAAGUCAUCAGGGACAGAAUUAAGCACAUUGAUUGGAUACCCACUACCCCUGAGCCAUUGUACACUCCAACAGGUUUGGAGAUGAUGCUGCCAUACCAAACUCCUGACAAAGGCACUGUGAUUUAUCUAAGAGAAGAAGUGAGAGGUCUCUGCCCCUUGAAACAGAUCCUCCACCAGAAAGCGGACAACACACUGAUCUUUGAAACACAGUUUGAGAGUGGGAAUUUGCAGAAGGUGGUCAAAGUCAAUGAAUUUGAGUACCAGCUGACCCUGUGCGCUGACCUCUACACAAGCGGACACAGGCAGUGGUACUACUUCCAAGUAAGCAAUACAUAGGCAGGGAUGCCGUAUCGCUUCACUAUUGCCAACUUUACCAAGCGUAACAGCUUAUAUAAACGUGGCUUGCAGCCACUGUUGUACUCAGAAGCCAAUGCUGAGAAACACAAGGGUGGCUGGCAAAGGACUGGAAAUGAAAUCAAGUAUUACAAAAGCAAUGCGGGCCAAGGUGGACGUCAGUAUUUCUCACUCACUUGGACGUUCCAGUUCCCUCAUGACCGAGACACCUGCUACUCUGCCCACUGCUAUCCUUACACCUACUCCAACCUGCUUGAGUACCUGAUGGCCGUCUUUAAAGACCCAGUGAAGUCCAAAUUCUGCAAGAUUCACAUCUUGUGCCAUUCACUGGUAGGAAACUUAGUGUAUGUUUUAACUAUCACCAACCCCUCUAAAAGUGACAAGGAUACCAAGAGGAAGGCUGUGGUACUAACUGCGAGGGUGCAUCCAGGAGAAACUAACAGUUCCUAGAUAAGGAAGGGCUUUCUGGAUUACGUUCUUGGUGAUUCAGGCAAAGCUCAGCUUCUGCAGGAAAAUUUUGUCUUCAAAGUGGUACCCAUGUUAAAUCCAGAUGGUGUGAUUGUGGGAAAUCACCACUGUUCUUUAACAGGUCAGGACUUGAACCGCAAAUAGAGACCUAACAUGAAGAAAUGCUAUCCUUCCAGCUGGUAUACCCGAAACAUGAUCAAAAGAGUAAAGCCCCAGGUGACAACUUGUAGUGAUAUCCGUGGUCACAACAGGAAACAAAAUGUCUUCAUGUAUGGUUGUGAGAGAAAGCAGCAAGCAAAAGCACCAUACGUGCAUCCAUGAGUCUUCCCGCUCUUGCUGAGCAAGAGCUACCCACAUAAGUUCUCAUUCCCAGACUGCCAUUUCAGAGUACGAAAGAGAAAAGAAGGCACAGGUCGAGCAGUAAUGUGGAAGAUGGACAUCAACAACAGCUACACUUUGGAAGCCUCUCUCUGUGGCUCUAAGUUGGGCUGCAGACAAAGCACCCAUUUCAAUUUGAAAGGCUUGGAGUCAAUAGGACAGCAUUUCUGUGAUGCUCUCUUGAACUACUGUGUUCAUAACAAGGAGGAACACAAGAAAGUAGUGAAACAGCAGGCCAGGGUGAACUCCAAGGUCCUGAAUUCUGAUGUGUUAGGCUGGGAUUCCAGCAGCCAAACUUCUGACAGCCCAGACUCCUGUGAUCUUGUUGCACACCAGCUAAAACUAGGUACUAAGAAAAAAAACCAAACAUCAGGAGAACAUUUUCACAGCAUUGCUAAGGACAGAAGUCAUGAAAGCAAAAAUGUGAUAAAAUUGCCAAUCACAGCCUCUGCCAAACAAGUAAGAGAGGAUUUCAGCUCUGACAGUCUCACCCGUGAUGCUAAAGGCAAUCAUGAAAAGCCAUCUGUGCCACAGGAGACAGGAAAAAGUGUGUGCCGUGAUACGAUCCUAUCCACAAGAGAAAAUUUUCAUUCAUCCAGCUUUAAUCUCGUAUCCCAGAAGAUGAAGAAACACAAUGGCAAAAGUGUCUCCAAGUCUCCAGAGAAUACAUUUCAAUAUUUAAAAGGUCAUGAUAGUAGUGCAAAGAGCAAUUCAAAAAAGUAAGAAAGGAAAAUGAAGGAGAUGUUCCCCUCAAAAAGCACAAAGGCAAGAAACCAGGACAGCAAGCCACUGCAGUUCUGUCUGGCCUUACUGCCUGAAGCAAAGAACAGACAACAUGCUGCAAAAUAUUGGGGUGUAUUUUGGAGCCCCAGUUCUUCAGCCAAUGAAGGCACAUGA